Messenger RNA from Amphiprion ocellaris (clown anemonefish), 8597 nucleotides. It is a transcript of the gene gjd1b, whose product is annotated as gap junction delta-2 protein. The transcript is spliced from 2 exons. Gene Ontology annotation, cellular component: connexin complex. The record is from RefSeq and is a predicted model, not a curated record. The coding region runs from base 994 to 1914 and encodes 306 amino acids. NCBI's taxonomy places the organism in Eukaryota, Metazoa, Chordata, Actinopteri, Pomacentridae. Gene Ontology annotation, biological process: cell communication.
ACGCUCGGUCUGGCUGCCUACUGGCUCAGAGAGAGACAGAGAGAGAGAGACGGACGCAGGUGGAGAGCGAAAACAGAGAGAAACCAAGUGGGAAGAGGGGGGAAAAAAAACAAGAUGAAGGGAAGAGAAGAAAGGAGAGCUGCCUGUUGUAUAGCACGCUGAGAGAAAUAUAUAAGGAGAGAGGCAGCGAGCACGAAGGAGCUCUGGAGAAACCAGCAACUCCUCUCUCACGGUUUCCAGAAGAGGGAAGGAGACGGAGGAGUGCGAUGCUUCAGUCCUGCUCUGCCUGAGACAAACCAGGAGAGAAGGAAGGAGCAACGGAGAGGAAGAGGAAGAGGAGGAAUCCCUUUGGAAAAACAGCUGGAAGAGAAGACGACUAGAGAGAAAUGAAGAGGAUGGAGGAGAAGAGGACGAGCAGAGACUCCUGGUUACUGAGGCUCACAUGAGUGUGGACCCGAGCCUGGCCAGAGUUACUACGAGAUGCUGUCAGAGAAGGAGCGCGUGAGGGCGGAGUGUUAGUGUGCAGGUGAUGGAUGUCUGUUUGCACAAGCUGCUCCUUGAAACUCAGCAGAAGUAGACGAGAGCCAGUGUCUGUGUCAGGCCAGGUGUGAGAACAUAUGACAGACCAGCUGUUUUAAGAGGUAGACGGGGUCAGGGGGCACCCAGAGGAGCAGGAAGCGGGAAGAGGCGCUCACGUGUGGAAGUGCAUGGACAGAAUUACUCACACGGACGUUUAGCGGCGGCCACAGCCUGAACACAGACGAGUCCAGCUAUCUCAGAGGCAUAGAGGUGUGAGUGUGGUUUUUAACAGAAGAGCUGAGGUGUCACUGAGCUCCUUUUAGCGCCUCUUUUACACCAAACCAGCCACCUGAAGCCACUCCCUACCUCAUCUCAACAAGUGGACUUGACGACUCGCAGUGAACGGCUUUGACAGCGGCUGAGUGGGGUCAAUCCUGAUUUCUCGUGCCCGGUGGAUGCCCCCUAACUCCAGCCAUGGGAGAAUGGACCAUCCUAGAGCGCCUCCUGGAGGCCGCAGUCCAGCAGCACUCCACUAUGAUCGGCAGAAUCCUGCUGACAGUAGUGGUGAUCUUCCGCAUCCUGAUCGUGGCCAUCGUGGGGGAGACGGUGUACGAGGAUGAGCAGACCAUGUUCAUCUGUAACACUCUGCAGCCGGGCUGCAACCAGGCCUGCUAUGACAAAGCCUUCCCCAUUUCACACAUCCGCUACUGGGUCUUCCAGAUCAUACUGGUGUGCACACCCAGCCUCUGCUUCAUCACCUACUCUGUCCACCAGUCGGCCAAGCAGAGAGACCGGCGCUACUCUUUCCUCUAUCCCAUCAUGGAGAGGGACUACGGCGGAAGGGACGGAGCACGAAAGCUUCGCAACAUAAAUGGAAUUCUGGUUCAGCACGGCGGUGACGGUGGAGGAGGGAAGGAAGAACCUGACUGCCUGGAGGUGAAGGAGAUCCCCAACGCCCCGCGGGGCCUCACCCACGGAAAGAGCUCCAAAGUUCGCCGGCAAGAAGGGAUCUCCCGCUUCUACAUCAUUCAGGUGGUGUUCAGAAAUGCACUGGAGAUCGGCUUCUUGGCAGGCCAGUACUUCCUCUAUGGCUUCAGCGUGCCUGGGAUUUUCGAGUGCGACCGCUACCCAUGUCUCAAAGAGGUGGAGUGCUACGUGUCCCGGCCCACGGAAAAAACGGUUUUCCUGGUGUUCAUGUUUGCGGUGAGCGGCAUCUGCGUGGUGCUCAACCUGGCCGAGCUCAACCACCUGGGCUGGCGCAAGAUCAAGGCGGCCAUCAGGGGCGUCCAGGCCCGCAGGAAGUCUAUCUGUGAGAUCAGGAAGAAGGACAUGGCGCAUCUUUCCCAGCCGCCCAACCUGGGACGCACUCAGUCCAGCGAAUCAGCCUACGUCUGAAGAUGAAGAGAAGAAAAAAAAGGAGUGGGAUGAAUGUGCAAGAGAGAGAAUGAAUUAAUUAUGAUUUUAAUUUAAUGAAGAUGGUGUGGAGGUCAAACAAGAUGACCUCUCCUCUGUAAUGAAGGAGUGAAACAGAAUGUAAAAAGACCAAACCUCCAGCUCUGCGACUUUGAGUCAAGAGAGGUGGGAGGAUAAAGAAAAUUACAGAGCAGAAAAGAGGACAAAAAGUUUUGCUCGAACAUAAUUAAGACGUUAUGAUCUCAUGAGGAGAUAUUCCAACUGCCAUUUUAUACUUUUGUCUUUUUUAACUAAUUACCUUCUUCACUGCCCUUCACUUCUUAAAGAAUUAAAUCCCCACAGGGUUGGAGAUGGAAAAACUAGAGAUGAGAAGAAGAAGAGGGGUGGAGAGAGGAGAACGGAUAAGAGGCUGUUUUGUGUUCUUUGGCGAUAUUGGAAGACGACAGCGGCGUUUGAUGCUUCCCAUGGUGCUUUUCUUCUGGACUGUGUCAGCCUCAGUGAAAAAGGGAGGACAGGAUAGGGGAUGGGACGGGGAGAAUGAGCAGCAGUGUCAUUAAAAAGAGGAACGGAAGAACUGUCAAAGCCGUGACAGACUCUAGAGAAGUGACGGCAAGUUUGGGAGCGAGGGGGAGGAGGAGGGAGACAACAUGCUCUGGGAAAACACAUGAAGCAAGCGAGGAGGGGGAAUUGAGAGGGAACGUUUUUCUUUCGCUUCCUCUCUUCGCCUGAGAAUCCAAGAGAGAGAAUCCAGGAGAGAAGGAGCUGCCUCCCGACUGUGUCUUGCCUCUGCUGGAACAUCGUCACAAGCCAAAACCGAGAGAAAAAGACUGACGAUGUUUAUGUUUUGUCUCUUGGCAAAAGAUGAUUUUAACACAAACACGGCGAGUACCAUAAACACUUUCCGCUUUCCUCUCCCCCAUCUCUCGCUCUCUGCUCGGUGGCUGGCAGCUAUUUAGACCCCGGGGGCUUCGAAUGACAGUAAUGACCGUCGCUGCUCUCCUGCUGCGUAAACUUUGGAGAGGAACUAAUGAACAAAUGGACACGCAGUUGGUUAACGUCAGUCUCUGCUGAAGCACAAACCAAACUUCCCUCCUUUGUCAUGUGCAAACACAAAGGAGGAGGGAACAGAGAGACGAGCUAAAGAGAAUGAGAGAUUGUAGAAGAGGAAGAUCACUUUAUUACAACUUUAAACAAAUUUUAUAUAAUACAUCAAUAUGAGUUAUAAUUUUUUUUCAGAAAGCGAUGGUGCCAUCCUUAAGAUAUUUAAUUAUUGUUAAAAAGUUACAUAGAGUAUAUCAUGGUAAUAUUAUUUAUCCAUUUAGAGUAUAUCCAAAUAGAUUUAUUUAUCUUUGCGGGCGGGUUGGUUGGGAGAUCAUGUUGCUGUUUUUUCAAAUGUAUAAACUGUCUGUCUUUUUUUCAUUUUUGCUUAGUUUAAAGCAUUUCUCACUGAUGGAACUGAUUAAUGUCAUGUACGGGGUGGGAAGGGACAAGUUUGCGAGCUUUGUUAGGAAAUGCUUUUGAGGAUGUGCAGCUGAUUUUUUUUCCUUAUUUGCAACUCCGUAGGGAAAACUUAGAUGCAUUUGUUACUUAACUGCAUUUAAAAUGCAGAGCAAUGCAGCUGUUAAACACACCAUGUGUGUGUUUUCUACAGGGAGCCUUGGCUUUCUUCAAAAUCAGCUGCACAGCUUCAGGCAAUUAAGGCCUGUGAGCCAUUUGAUAAAGGCAUGUUUACACGACACCAUGUUUUUUGAAUGAUCAAGCUGCGUAGCCGAGGAGUAGUUACUCUCUAAGGACAGUUGUGUUUUUGAUUCUCAGUGGCUUUCAUUUUGCAUUUCUUUCCAGACUGGAUUUCAGCAUGCAUGCAAUGUAAGAGAAAAGUAAGAGAAUGACUUGAAAGAAACAGAAAAAGAUGACAGAGCGUGUUGCACCUUGAUUAAUGCAGACUUGGUGAAAGAGUGGUAGACUGAAGGAACAUUCUGGGAUGAAGGUGUUUCUGGACACAGACAUGCACAAGCGCAUGACGUAAAACAUGGAGCUAACAGACUGAGUCUAUGAAACCAGACAUAAAGACAAUCCAUAGACCUGGUGGCUCUGCCUCCUAAGAAUUACAUUCCAACCCAACUGACCUGCCUUCUCACUUAUGUUUUAAAGGAAAUGUAUUUUCACCCUUAUGCAUUUUGUGGUUUAUUAUGAAUACGUUUCUGAUCUCCAUAUCUUUGUCAUUUAUUCUAUGGCUUUCCAACUGCCUUUUAAACUUUCUAACUACAGAUAAGGUGGGACUCAUCACCCCCCUAGUAACCCAGAAAAUGAAAGAUAAAAGCUUUAAAGUUGUUGUUUAAGAUGAUAUUUUCUAAAGGCCAGUGUUGUACUUUUAAGAUCCACCAUCACAUGAGCAUUCACGUGAAGUAAAACUGCUUUGUGCAGAGUUCAGUACAAUGUUGUUCUACUGAAUCCUGAAGAACAGUAAAACGUUCAAAACACCGAUGUGUUUCAAGUUUAGUGCAUUUCUUAAAGAAAUUGAUUGUAAACAGCUAAUGGUGUCAGACUUUAGGCUCAUUUUAAAGGAGUAUAAUCAAGUCUUAAACCUGACCAAGUAGUUUUGCUGCCUGAACCCAACCAAACAGCUGGUGGAAAAUAGAAAUGUUACCUACUAUCAUGCACUGCUACCGUUGUGUAAGAAAAUACAUUUCCUCUGACAUGUAACUGAGAAUGCAGUUUCGUUCAUGUGACAAGCAGACACAAGCACAAAGCAGUUCAAGCCACAUUUUGUCUGUUUAAAACAGUCCAUGCUCUUUGAUCUUGUUACAGAGAUCAAGAUUUUGGAGCUGUUAGCUACAGUUACACUGUCACUUAUCACCUCACCAAUAAUAGAAAAUCCACAAAUAAUCAUGCAGCAGGUCAGUGGUCUGUGCUUUAGUCUUGACAUUUAAGUGUAACAACAAAGAACCUGCAAACUGAAUGGCCUUACACAGCUCAGCACUGCAGCAGCUUCUCACUGCCACGUUUGAGUGGUCGGUUUCAAGAGGGGCACUGUUCUACUUUCUCAUUUACUUUAAUGAUACUGUUAAUAAACGCAUUAACCCAACGGCAGAGAUAUUACACCACAUCAUAGGUACAUUAAUUAAUUCUCCGCUACUACAGCGUUAAUUGCUGCACAGUGAAAAGGAUGAAAAGUCAGCCCCAGUGUUUAAAUAAACUGCAGCUUACAUUUCUUAAAACAUUGAUCUCUUUAGAGAAAAAUAAGUGACAUUAUCACGACCCCACUGUAUAUAUAUUGUCAAGAUUUAUUUGUCGCAUUUCAUACUAACUAAAUCUGGAGCACAUGUAAACAGUUUUUUUUUCUAAAGAAAAAUACUUGUCAUACCAUAACCACUGAUGCUGCUGUUUAAAUGCCCUGACAUUACAUGGCAUUAAGCACUAACUCUAAACACCAUAAACCAGUAGCCAGAGCUACAGUUGGUCUUUCAGCUGCAGCAACAGCUGAUGUAGUAGAAGCAACUCUGUUUCUCCAUUCACUCCCACUGCCAUAAUCUCUGUGAUUCUUACAGGUGAUUAUCCCCAGAUUUAGUCUCCCCUGAGGGCUUGAAUGGGUCCAGGGGGAUCGGUGUAGUCUACUUACUGUAUGCACCCAGAAGGACAAAUACGCUGACAGAGCAUGUCAGAAUGCCUAAUAAUAGAGGUUGAGCUAACCCUUGGCCAUCCUCUAUACUGCUGUGAGCGUGCUUCUAGCGAAAGCUUAAACACUGACCUUGAGCUUAAGAGCCAAGCCGAUGUCCUGUACUAUAUGAAGCUCCUGCUGGGAGUCAGAGAGCAGGACUGAACUGAUCUAAUCUCCACAGAGCACAGGUUAGGGCUGGUGUGAGCUCUAUUUUUACUGAAUGGUGCGCACACAUGUUCAACGUACAGUCGGAUCUGAAUGUAGGAACAGUUUGAGUUCAGCUCCGUGUUCUUGGAUUCUGUCGUUGUGUCUGGUUUCAUUCAGGUCAGAAACACAAACACACACACACAGCGUGAGGACGUAGAAGGCCAUAAAUGUGUCCUGGUUUUCUUCGGUUUACAUUUAUCCAAGGUUCAUUAGGGACUCACUCCAGUUGUAGCGUCAGUGGAACCAGUUCUUCCAGCAGUCCACCACUCUCCACAGUCUGCUUUUCUAUUUGUCAAUGUGAAAUGAAUUAUGCAACUUUUUUUUCUUAUUUGCUUAUCUUUUUUGACUUGUGGAUUCAUUUUGUUGUCUGUUGCUCUUUUUGUGCAGUGACAUGUCAAAAAAGAAAGAUGUUUUUUCUAUGUGAAGAACAAAAGUUUUUUUUUAAAUGUGUGAAACCAAGGGUAGAGUGUUGCAAUAUAAGACUAGCAGAAAAAUAUAUUUCCUCCCUUGCCAAAGUGAUAUGCAAAGUUUAAUUCAUUUUCAAAGAUUUUUUAACUGCAUGUGUAAUGGCUAGAAUAAGCAUGUUUCUAUGUUUUCUUCAACGGAAUCUUUAAAGAAAGAGUUUUUUUUUUAGUCCAAACUAUGGAGUGAAGCUAUUAUGUCUCGAUGCCAAGUGUGUAUAUUAACUACCCAGUUUUUCAGCAGACGGUACAGAGCCAGGCAGACAACACCAACUCAGUGAAGUUAAAACUACCUACUACAUUCUAGUUUCAAUUCCCAAAAGAGUUUAAAAAACGCUGUAUACAGUAAAUCUUUUACUUUAAGAAAUUUGCACAUUUAUAAUUAGUUGUAGAAGAUGUUUUGAUUGAUAAGGCAGUCUCUCAAAUGUGUAAAACACAGGGUACACGGGAAUAUCAGCCUACAGGUAAAACACUGGCACCACUAGAUGUCAGACGCCAGAACAUUCCAGGGUUUAGCGCCCAGCACAAUGAACCUACAAUUAACAGUGUUUUAAUGUAAUAUGAUUACACCCUCAGUGGAGCUCCCUGUGGACAACAUAUCGGGCUACAGUGCACAGACAGAAGACUCAGGAGAGAAAACAAUGCUGAUGUUUUACAGCUUUUCUACACUCAAGAAUGCUUUUAUAGUGUCAGCAUCCUUUCCAUUUGUACUGUAGAACCGACCCGAGAGAAUUAGCUGCUGGUGCUACUGAGGUUCGACCGAAAUCAUUGGUUCACAGACAUUCCCUUCUGUCCAGCACACUACUGCCCACAAACCACAGGUCAUGUAGCAACACAGGUCUCCUUAAAAAUCAAGCUCUUGACUGUUACAUACAAAAGGAGCCCGUUUUGUAAAGGUCCUAUAGCCGGUCAUGAUAUAAUCUCUCCAGCUCAUUCAUACCGCAGAACAGUAGCAAACAAUUUGACUCUCAGGAACGCAGCAUGUAAGUGAGCUGCUUCAUUCAUUAACACAGAGCUCAAUGAACUCCUACAUUACUCUUUAUUCUGCUGCCAGAAGGACCCAAGAUUAACUUAAUAAUCACAUUAUGUAGCCGAUCCAAAGGGCUGGUAGGUGGCCCCUGAGCCAGUUUUGAAAAUGCCCCCCUUAUACAUUAAAGGGCUUCUUACUUAUUACAAACUAAAAAGCCAUAGUUUAAACAAAGAAAAGAAUUCGUGGCACAGUAUUUCGAAGGAGUACAAUGUGCACUCACGGGCCCAGAUUAAUCACAUUCAUACGUCAAUCAGUCAGUGAGGCAUUGAAGUCGUUUUUGCAUUUAAAUUGAAAAUUAGACAUCUUGUUUCAAAUGGAAAGCUUUUCACUGUGUUUAAUGGAAUGAGAGAAAUUUAAGUUAUGAAGCUCCUUUAUCCUGAUGUUCAGCUUCAAUUUUUAUUUUAUUGUGAAAUAACAUGCUCCUUCCCUCCCUCCCUCUGGUCCCGCCUCGUACUGGUGCUGCUGUCCUGACAGCUAGAUUAUAACCAUUUGUGGGUUCAUGAGCGGACCUCUCACUAAUCUGUCAUGAUAUCAGUUGUGAUUACUUCAUCUAAUUACGCUGAGUGGCAGAUCCAGGCAGAGUGAAAUUUAAAACUGCCAUCCGGAUUUGACCAAAUAGCCACCGUGAAUCCCUCCUCCUCUGCCUCUCUCUCUCUCUCUCUCCACCUAAUGGUCGCUGGAUCAUGCAUGAGAUUACAACACACAGAUUUAUCUCUCUGAAAUUUCAGCAAAUUACAAACUGCUGAGUUUUGAGUGGAAGAGAGGGGAGGUUAUAAACCAGUGGGACAGAUGAAGAACAUACCUCAGGCUCACUCUCACCUUCUCACUUCUCCUCCAACAUCAGCACCUCAUGAGCUCAGACCAGAUCACCUUUACGUCAUGACGUGUGUCUGUAAACGCCGAUGUUUCAGUGAGAGGGAUGAAACCUGAGCGGUGUCGAUGGAGUGGAGGGAGUAAUGUCAAGUGUGGCCAAUAUUUGGCAUCCUGUAGUGGUGAUCAAUAUUUACGGAAUCUGAUAGAGAAAAUAGUCAAAGAUUUUAGCCCAAGGAACCUGCCAUUCUUCAGCAUAGCUUCUACGGUUAUCUGUGACAUCUGUACGGAUGUACAAUCAUGGACUGAAAACGGGAACGAUGGACUACACACUCAAACACGCUCACGCUUUGCAACCUUCAUCGGAAAAUCCGUGGUUUCUGACCGCAGAUUUUAUGAUGUAUGUAACAGACCUUCGUUGAAGGUUCACUGUAUAUUUCUGACUGGUGUACUGUAUGUAAAGACUGAAUAAAACCUUGAAUGUUACAUCAAGCUUGAA